Molecule: messenger RNA, 3493 nt
Organism: Monodelphis domestica (gray short-tailed opossum)
Lineage: Eukaryota; Metazoa; Chordata; Mammalia; Didelphimorphia; Didelphidae
Source: RefSeq, a predicted model, not a curated record
CUCGGUCCCCGCCCCCUUCCAUCUGCAUCUGCAGCCUCAGCUAUAGUUACAUAACGGGGAACGUGGCAGAUGGUGGGGGCGGAGAGAAGGCCGGGGGACUGGGGAGCUCCGAUGCCAGUGUUCGCCUCCAGUCCUUGAUCCUGACUUUGAACAAGGGUGGGAGCCUCCCUUCCCCACUUCCCACACUUUUCUCUCAGCCUCAGUUUCCUUUCCCAACACCCCCCCCCCCCAGAAAUGGUGGAGGGUACUACCGGGCUGGGCGCCAGGAAGUCUAGGUCCGCAGCUUGGCCUCUCCUUCCGUGCAUCUUAGCUCCUAAGGUCUUUCCUCCAUCAAAGUCCCCUCCCCCUCCCGAUCCCCCUUCUUCAAGGCCCCACAGGACCGCACUCCUCCCACAGUCCUGCCCCUUGCUAGAGCCUCCCUACGGGAAUGGAAAACUGAGAUUCCUCGACUGUGCAUCUCUUCCAGCUCCUCCGGAUAUAAGGCGGAGAUGGGGAUGGGGGAAGAGGGGGGCAUUGGACUGCCUGAGGAGGGGGGAGUGGGAAGCUGUGGAUAACAGCCCCGCACGUGGAUGAGCUUCGGUUUCCUAUUCCCACCCCCCACCCCCAACAUCCCAACUCUCAGUCUCCCGGAGUUACUGUACAGAGGGGAAGAUGGAGUACUCGAGGAACCUCUAGUUCUGGGCCUCAGUUUCCCUACUUUUGACUUCUUUCCAUAGGGGCGCUGGUCGGGGGUGGGACCUGAGCUUAAGGAGAGUCAGCAAAUACCCUCCCCUUACUUUCUGGGCUGGGACAAUUUAGAGGGAAUGGGAGAAUAGGAGGAAGGGGCGGAGGCGAGGGUUAAGGGGGAGGGGCAGGACGAAGAAAAGAGCCAAGACCUGGAGGGAGACUCAGACCGACUGACUGACCGACGGACACCACUGAGCUUCGCCCCCUUCCCGCCCCCAACCCAUCCCCUCCUCUGUCCUAUCCUACGUCCUGGCCAUGCAGAGGUUCCUGCUUACCUUGACCGUCCUGGCACAGACCUCCCGCCUCAGCCCCGGUCUGGGGGCAAUUCCAACCCUUGCCAGCCCAACUCCCCACCUCCGGACCCAGGAGUCCCAGAUCUCUCUAACCCCUAGGCCUGCAAUUUCCCGAGACCCUACCACCCCCUCCCCAUGGUCCAGGACACCGAAAUUCCUGGUUCCCCAAACCUCUGGGCCCACAACUCCCUCGAUCCCCAAUAUCUCUACCCUUCGCCCCCAGCCCCCUGAGUCUCUGACCCCUAGAAUCCCUUGGUCCGCAACUUCUCCAGCUCCUGCCACCCCUACCUCACGACCCAGAACCCAGACGGCUCCGGUUCCUCGAACCCCAAGACCAGGGACUCCGGCUUCCCGAGCUCCCCAUGCCUCCACCCCGAGGUCUGGGGAGUCCAAAGAGGAGGCGAAGAAGGAGAAAGCAAAGCCAGUGCUUCAAGUCAAGGUCCGAGUUGUCAAGAAGAAGAAAGUUGUUGUGAAGAAAAGGAAGAAGCUGGGUCCAACCCACCCAAGUCCGGGAAACCAAGAGAUCACUCCGGAGCCAGGCUGCCCACCCCUGGGGCUGGAAUCUCUUCGAGUCUCUGAUGAACAGUUCCAGGCUUCUAGUAGUCAAUCAUAUGGCCUGGGUGCCCACCGAGGAAGGCUCAACAUCCAGUCAGGCUUAGUGGAUGGGGACCUAUUUGAUGGGGCCUGGUGCCCAGAGCCAGAGGAUGAUUGGCCCUGGCUGCAGGUGGAUGCUGGUCGGCUGGCCCGGUUCACAGGUGUUAUCACCCAGGGCAGGAACUCUAUCUGGAGGUAUGACUGGGUCACAUCCUACAAGAUCCAGUUCAGCAAUGACACUCUUACCUGGUGGGGGACUAAGAAUCGAAGCAGUGGACUGGAUGAGGUGUUCCCUGGGAAUUCUGACCCUGACACACCCGUGCUGGUACUGCUCACUCAGCCUCAGGUGGCACGAUACAUACGGCUACUACCCCAGACCUGGCUACAAGGGGGUGCCGCCUGCCUCCGCCUUGAAGUGUUAGCCUGUCUGCUCCCAGACCCCAAUGGGUUUUUCCCCCGGGAGCCUCAGCUUGGAUCUUCAGACCCUCUGGAUUUCCGCCAUCAUGAUUACAAGGCUAUGAGAAAGCUAAUGAAGAAGGUGAAUGAUCAGUGCCCCAACAUCACUCGUGUCUACAGCAUUGGAAAAAGUCAUCAGGGCCUGAAACUCUACGUGAUGGAAAUGUCUGACCAGCCUGGCGAACAUGAGCUAGGAGAACCAGAGGUGCGCUACGUGGCCGGCAUGCACGGGAAUGAGGCACUUGGCAGGGAACUGCUUUUGCUGCUCAUGCAAUAUUUGUGUCUUGAAUUCCUCCGUGGGAACCCUCGGGUGACACGGCUCCUCACGGAGACGCGCAUCCAUCUGCUGCCCUCCAUGAACCCUGAUGGCUAUGAAAUCGCUUACCGACGGGGCUCGGAGCUGGUUGGGUGGGCUGAGGGAAGAUGGACCCACCAGUACAUUGACCUGAACCACAACUUUGCUGACCUCAACACACCUCUAUGGGAAGCUGAGGAUGAUGGACUGGUGCCCCAUAGCUUCCCCAACCACCACCUGCCACUGCCAGCUUACUACACAAUGCCCAAUGCCACAGUGGCUCCGGAGACUCGGGCUGUGAUUGACUGGAUGCAGAGAAUUCCAUUUGUGCUGAGUGCCAACUUACAUGGCGGAGAGCUGGUGGUGUCCUAUCCCUAUGAUAUGACUCGGACCCCCUGGGAAGCCCAGGAGCUCACUCCCACGCCUGAUGAACCCGUCUUCCGCUGGCUCAGCACCGUCUUCGCAGGGACCAGCCGAGCCAUGCAGGAGCCAGGCCGACGGCCCUGCCACAGCGAGGAUUUCUCACACCACGGCCAUAUCAUCAAUGGCGCCGAAUGGCACUCAGUUGCUGGGAGUAUGAAUGACUUCAGCUACCUCCACACAAACUGCUUUGAGAUUACUGUGGAACUCUCCUGUGACAAGUUCCCCCAUGAAAGCGAGCUGCCCCAGGAGUGGGAGAACAACAAGGAUGCCCUCAUCACCUACCUGGAGCAGGUGCGAGUGGGCAUUUCCGGACUCGUGUUAGACAAGGACACAGAGCAAGGCAUUCCGGAUGCUGUCAUCGCAGUGGAUGGCAUCAACCACGAUGUCACCACAGCCCCAGGCGGGGACUACUGGCGGAUGCUGACCCCUGGUGAUUACAUGGUGACAGCCAGUGCAGAGGGAUACCACUCGGCCACCAAGCCCUGCAGAGUCUCUUUUGAGGAGGGUCCCACUCUCUGCCACUUCCGUCUCAGCAAGACACCCAAGCAGCGGCUUCGAGAGCUCCUGGCAUCGGGUGUCAAGGUGCCCCCUGACCUAAGGAGGCGGCUGGACCGCCUUCGAGGCCGAGGGGUGAGGGCAGGUGGUGCUGGACGCUGCCCUGGGGGCUGUCACAGGCAGGACCUGGAUUAAAGCCUUCGUGUCACCA